Messenger RNA from Mycena citricolor, 996 nucleotides. The record is from the annotation of a GenBank genome assembly. Lineage: Eukaryota; Fungi; Basidiomycota; Agaricomycetes; Agaricales; Mycenaceae.
AUGUGGCGACCAAAUGCUCUCUACCGGCCCGAUGCAAAAUCUGCGGAGAAGAUCAUACCUCGCAAGACCACCCCAGCCGCGCGCAAUGCUCGAACUGCACCGCCGAAGCGCGAGCUGAGGACAUGGACAUCGAUUCUGGCAACCCCGGGCCAUGCAUGCACCGAAUCUGCUGUAUCAACUGCAAAGGGAAACACGAAGACACCGGCCAUCCUGCGGACUCGAGACGAUGCCCCGAACGAACGGCAAGAUACAACGAAGCACUGGAUCUACAUCAACACAUACAACGAGGGCGGACAUCGAGCCGCGGCCGCGGAACGCCUCACAAACAUUGACCUCCCCCGCAACACCCCGACCGUCUUCCUUGGGGACUGGAAAUUGCACCACGAGCUAUGGUCACGAGCGGACAAGAAUGGAAGCCGCCGCUCACGAAACUUUGUCGAGUGGAUGAUGGAGGCUGAGGCUGGACCUCAGUGCGUCUUAAUCAACAAGAAAGGAGAAGUCACAUUCACCCCACAUAACGCAACGAGCUCAAGUUCGGUCAUAGACCUAAUGUUCGUGAACGGACGGGCAAUCAAUGACGACAUCAUCCAAGAAUGGACUAUCGACAGGUCCAUGUCAUAUGGGUCUGACCACCACGGCAUUCGCUGGACAACUGACAACGGCAGGGAGGAAAUAGACAAUGUCACUGGGACGAGAUACAACAUGAAGGAUGUCGAUCCCAAGAAAUGGUCCUCGGCGUUCCGAGAGGAACUUGACAACCGCCGCCCCGCAAUCGACGCAAUCCUCGACCCCGAUAUGCAAGUGUCCAACGAGCAACUGGAAGCCACGGCGACUGCUCUCACAGAGGCAAUGCAAGCGGCCACGGCACGGGUCGCAAAGCCGAAGCGUCAGUCGAAGAUGGCGAAACCGUGGUGGAAUGACGAACUGCGGACCGCUGUUAACAACUUGAGCAACGCGCAACUUGAGCUGAAGACGGUCGAUGUCCUCAUCGACUAG